AUGAAUUAUUUUGAGACUCAGUCUUGUGAAGAUCCAUCUUUCUUUUAUACAUUCCAAUUGGAUAGUGAUCAAAUGAUCACUAACAUAUUCUGGGCUGAUUCAAAAAUGAUAGUUGAUUAUUGCAAUUUUGGAGAUAUUGUAAGUUUUGACACAACAUACAAAGUUGUACAUGGCAACCGUCCAUUUGGAAGUUUCUUGGGUUUGAAUCAUCACUGGGAGACCGCUGUGUUUGGAGCAGCAUUCAUGUUUGAUGAGACUGCAGAGUCGUUUGUUUGGUUGUUUGAAACAUUUUUGAAAGCAAUGUCUGGUAAAGUGCCAAAGACGAUCUCCACUGAUCAAGAUGCUGCAAUGGGAAAGGCAUUAACGCAAAAGCAUCUAGGGUUCUUGUUUAGACGUGCGCAAGGCUUUAAGAAGAUGUUAUCAAAAUUUAUGUUUCAAAUUGAGGAGGAUGAAGAAUUUACCAGGGAAUGGAAUUUAAUGAUAAUGAAAUAUGGUGUUGUUGGUAACAUGUGGCUUAUAAAUCUGUUAGGUUUGAAACAUAGAUGGGCCAUGGUAUUUAUUAAACAUGCCUGGUCCGCGGGUAUCCACAGCACACAACUGAGUGAAAGCUUCAAUGGUUGCUUGAAGGCAUACUUAUCCAGGCAACUAAUUCUUCCAGAUUUCUUCACACACUUUGAAAGGUUGUUGUCUGACAAGCAUUACAAGGAGUAUGUAGCCGAGUAUGGGGUACUCCAUAAUCUACCUCAACUGAAAACAAACUGUAACAUAUUAGUAGAGGCGGCAAACAUGUACACAAAGGUUAUAUUUAAUAGUUUCCAGGAGGAGUUCUUAGCAGCUUGUGCCAGUCAGAGAAUCAUUGGUUGCAGUCUCAUCGAGGGUAACGAAGGCUAUGUUAACAAAGUCGUUGGUGAGGAUGGAAUGCAACGCAACGUCACGAGGACAUCUGAAGAUGAAUUGUUAUGUUCUCGUUGUAAAUUUGAAAGGGAGGGUAUUAUGUGCAGGCAUACUUUGAAAAUCCUAAAGGACUCCAUGUUCGCCAAUACAUUGCCUCGUCGAUAUAUAUUAAGAAGGUGCACUAGAAGUGUAAGAGAUGGUAGCUUGGAGGAAAAUCUUUCCGGUGAAGUGAUUGCUGAUGCUGAUCCAAAAAUUGAGGUUAGGAGACGGCACAAGGUACUUUGUCUCAUUCUGACAGAAAUUUCGUCCAUUGUAUCAGAGGAUAAGAACGGAUACAAUGAUUUGUUAGUGAAAGCCAUGGAGUGGAAAAAAAUUGCCCAAUCAAGUUGUAGGCGUAGGUUUGCUGAGAAGAAUGCAAUUUAUACUGCUGGUAAAGGCAAAAACCAAUAUCACGGGAGCAACAUAAAUACUGACAAAAUCCCUAAAUGCCUCAAGUGUAAAGAUACACGGAAAGGAAAAUUUAAGAGGUUAAAAUCAACCAUGGAGCUAAAGAGUUGCAAUGAGAGAAAAUCAUUGAAAAAAACAGUUCAGCUUCAGAAUUGCAAUGAAGCCCUUCAAUCCAGAGAUGCAGGUGCCAGUAGUCAUAGUGGAGCAAUUCCCUACCACGUGUUAAUGAAUCACAACUAUCAAAGUAGUAGUGCUUCAGAUUCCCUCCUUGCUCUUGGUUUAACAGCAUUGCCCAGAAUUUGA
Molecule: messenger RNA, 1644 nt
Organism: Cornus florida
Lineage: Eukaryota; Viridiplantae; Streptophyta; Magnoliopsida; Cornales; Cornaceae
Product: protein FAR-RED IMPAIRED RESPONSE 1-like
Exons: 4
Coding region: 1-1644 (547 amino acids)
Biological process (GO): regulation of DNA-templated transcription
Source: RefSeq, a predicted model, not a curated record